AUGAGGUACCAGAACUGGGAUGUGCUCCUCUUCCCUGGCGAUUUAAGGACUCCAAUCCAGGAAUUUGACACGAAAUGCUUCGUGUUGGGCCAGAAGGGCACUUCGGACAAAUAUCGAAGCAGCUUUGAGUCAAUGACACUGGUGCCCAUUCUUACCUCCUUCAUUGCGAGCCUCGAACGUGGCGCGGCAUUCCGAAUCUCCAUCCACAGCUGGGAUAUGCCCACGCCAUCUCACCUCUUGCUCAGCUACAAGACCCCGGACGAGACAAUUCUGUUUGAAGCCCGGGUGUACGUCGACGGAACUUGUUUAACUAACUGCAUUGUAGGGGAUCCAGGUUGUCCUUGUCCGCCUCCCUCGUGCACCGCGAAGGCUAACAGUGCAGACCGCGAUGCUCAAUUUCUUCAAUUUCCCAAGUUCCACCAAGAAAUCCUUCAGCAACCCGACUGGGAACCCAAUGAGCUCCUGGGUCGAAUCAGGGUCGUGAUUGCAGAAGGAGUCAUGAGAGACAACACUCCCCCAGCUGCUUCGGCUCCCAGGUUUGACCGUCUCCGGGACGUCGUCGCCUUCUCCUUUCAGCACGCCCCUCAAGACGUUCUCGAAUACUCGGGAAUUGCUUGGCCAAAUCCGAAAAUGUUCAGAAUCUUGCCCAACAAACCAGCGCGACCUCUACCGAUCGGGUCUCGAGUCUCUGGCAUUUCGGGCCACGAAGCUCAUUCGCACUCACCACAGCGAUUGCCUCCUAUAGCGUCACGAAGCAAAAGACGUUCAACAAAUGAAUAUCAUCAAAAGUUGCUGGAUGUACAGGAUCAUGCCGACCUCCAAUCCGACCCGAUCAGCAAUGUCCCCAACACUGGUGUGCUGCAGAGUCGGUCUCCUGGUCGUCAUGUCCCUGUUAAGCUGGUAACCCAAGAUGAUGACCCCUUUAUCUCCUCGCACCAGACUCCGACGGCAAUACAGCAGUGGCGACUGCAACUGAGGUCAACUAGUCACGACAUCUCCAUGCCGGAUUAUAUAUCCAGCAAGACCGAUCGCAGCGUCGUCAACACCGAGAUGUCCGGUGUCAGCGUCCCGCGGGCCAACUUCCUGAAACACAUGAACGAGGCUAAUCCCGAAGAGAUCCUGCAGGCUCUAAGUCCCGCUCGUCAAGAAGAAUUGUUCCAAGCCCUCAGUGCAUCACAUAGCCCAGCCACUGGCAUAGGCACUCGGCCACCAACGAAGACUCCUCAGGUCAAGGAUAACUUCAACACCCCCAGAGUCAUGGGCACUGGCGACGAGAAUGAUAGCGCCACGGCAAAGAUCUGGCAGGAACCGCGGCAGCGACGCCGAACAUGUUCGCUAGCGAGUUCCAGAAGCGCUUCAGAGCCAACUGCUCAGCUGGCCAAAGAGCAAACCAGCCCAAGAUUGCCCCGAGAAGUGAGUGUGCGUACUGAUGGCAAGAAUCGGUUGCCAACCGCGCCGAGAUCGCUUUCACUUAACAUCAACCGUCAAAGAUCGGCUUCGAAUGGCUCAAAGCGUAAGCGAGGUUCGACUUCUCCAGGGCUGGGCUUGGAAAAGAUACAGGACACGAUUCGGGUCAUUGUCUGUUCUUCGUCAUCCUCGCCGUCAGAUGGGGACCACAAGGAGCAGGAAGAAAUGAAAUCAGCCACUUCGUCGGAGAGAUCCGUUGCUGUUAUAGCAGAGUGA
Molecule: messenger RNA, 1683 nt
Organism: Cladophialophora bantiana CBS 173.52
Lineage: Eukaryota; Fungi; Ascomycota; Eurotiomycetes; Chaetothyriales; Herpotrichiellaceae
Exons: 4
Coding region: 1-1683 (560 amino acids)
Source: RefSeq, a predicted model, not a curated record